Funneliformis caledonium is the source of this 2133-nucleotide messenger RNA. The record is from the annotation of a GenBank genome assembly. Lineage: Eukaryota; Fungi; Glomeromycota; Glomeromycetes; Glomerales; Glomeraceae.
UUUAAAUAUUUUAAUGAAUUUGCAUCACCCACUCCUGAAGUUAAACAGUGGGCUCAAUUAAUAAAAACGGAGGAAGAACAAAAGGGUACAAUUAAAGAGCUAUUGAUGACUUUAAAUGGCUUAAAAUGCAGAGCUAAAGAAAUUUUAGAUGAAUCCUCUAUAAUAUUAGAUAACGAACAACGAGAUUAUGAUGGAAUGAAGGUAAAAUAUAGUAAUUUAUGGACACAACCUCCAAACACACUUACUGCAGUUUUUCAUCAAGAUUUGAAUAGUCAUAAAGAUACACUUGAAAAAGCCGCAAAUUCGGAUCAACAUUUGUUUCAAAGAUAUGAUCAAUCUCUAAAUGAUAUUAUGAUUUUACGGAUGGGCGAAAAUGGAGAUGAUUUAGAAAAAAUAUUUGCAGAAACAUUAGCAUCCUCUAUAAAUACUAAUACUGAUAUGUUCGUGGGUGGUAGGAGAAUAAGCAAUGCAGAGAGUUUACUGGACGUAGAUACAUCAAAGUCUGAAGAAGAUAUUAACGUUAAAGUACAUAAGGUCGAAGUAUGCUUAGACAAUUUAAAUAAAAUUAGAAAAGAACGAAUGGAUACAUUAAAUGAUUUGAAGGAAAAGGUACAAAAUAUUGAGCCACAGCUUUUUGCAACUGAGCUUGAAAAAUUCUCCCCAUAUCGAAAUCGUAUAACUGCUAGCAUUCAUCAUCAGCAAGCUUUAUUACAAGAACUCACAGAUCAUUACAAAAACUUAAUGGAAAGUGAUGAAUCAAAGACGUUGCAAUCACGGUGGGAUCAUGCUGAACGGAAAAGAAAGGACGUGUGCGAUCGAUUGAAAAAAGCAAAAGAUAGUUAUCUCGAAGUUAAAGAAGGUUUGAGGAAGGGGAUUCAAUUUUAUUCCGAUUUGACUGAACUUAUUGAAAAUCUUUCCAAGACUUUACAAAAAUCUGCCAAAUCUCGCCAACAAGAGCGUAAUGAAUUGGUACAAUCUCUUCAAGAACAACAAAUAUUCAAAGAUAAAUUAAUAUCUUCAAGUACACCUUCUUCUAACCAAGCGAUAAAUCAUUAUGAAUCUUUAAAUCAACUUGCAGAAGAAGCAAAUAAAUUAUCACUUAAUAGCAAUAUGAUACCCAUUGGUGUCAAUAGGGAUUUGAGUAAUUCGACAAUACCACAGACUCAAUCUAAUGUUACAAAUUUCUACAAUAAUAUAUCACAUUCCUCCUCUCAACCCUAUAAUACUUCACCUAUUCGAAAAGAUUCUAAUACAAAUCCAUCAGCACCUCCUUAUAUUCCCAUAGCUCCUCCGAAACCAUCUGCACCAUCUACUUUAAAUUUAGGUUCUUCUAAUAAUUAUUCUUCGCAAGGAUCUACUUCCUUUUCCGUACAACCGUCGACAUAUCCCACGAAACCUUCCUCUCCGAAGUUACAAGGUCCACCUUUACCCCCUUUACCUACUGGAUAUCAACAACAUAAUAUUGUCCAUAACUCAUCACAAUCAGAUAUCCAACGUUCAUAUCAGCCCGCAUUACCAGCGGUCUCUCAAUCACAACAAACGCUGCCACAACAAUCACCAAUAUUACAUCAAAACCAUUCUUUUAAUGGUCAAUAUACACAUUCAUCAAUACCAGCACAACCUUCUCAAUCUCAACAACAAUUUCACACUCAACAGCAUAGUUUAUCAAGUACAUCAUCGCCUUUACCGGUUCACCAGCCUCCUUAUUCAUCAAAUUUCCAAUACUCUCAACAACCACUUACACCAUUACCACCGCAACAUCAUCAAUUUCGUCAAUCGUCGUAUGAAAAUUAUGCUAGUGCAGGAUAUAAUCGGGUACCAAUAAAUCAACUCUCACAAUCACAUUAUGCUGGCCAAUCAUCCGGAAGCCUAUAUCAACAACAAUCACCACCACCACCACAAUAUUCCGGAAAUCAACCACCUCAACAAGGAUUUAACAACAAUUUUCCUCAUCAACCAACAACUUAUUAUCAACCUCCAAGUCAAGUUGCCCAACAAGUUAACGAGGGUUAUUAUCAACAUUCAAACUAUCGGCCUGCACCUGUGCAACCUGGUUAUCCUUUUCAACAACAAGAUCGUCCACCUACCCAACAGCAAAAUAUACAAUCACCACAAAAAUCAUUAUUGGAUUAA